CUUUCUCUUCACCCCCUCUCUUUUGUGGGAUCUCUUCUGUAUCUCAUUUUAUCUUUAGAAUAAAGCUCUUGCCAUUUUUUUUUCUCUUUUCGAGUUGGAAAAUGCUUGUUUUCCGAUACCAUCGUUUGGAAUAGAUGAUAUGUGAAAAAAGAGGAAGUUUCCUUCCCUCCCCUUGUCGCUGAUGAUAUAAGAAGAUUCUUAUUGGGCCUUCUGAUUGGGAAGACUACUCCUUGGGUAAGGAUGGAGCAGAAAGAUAUAGAAUCCAUAACCUCCCGAUUUCUUCUUGCCCUGGUCUCUAUGAACUUGGGAUAGCUAAAUAUCACACAGAAACAGGUCGAAUGAUCCGUAAAAUAAAUUCUGACCAUGUAAUUGUUGUGUAUCUUGGGCAAGCUGACAAUGUCCGCGCAAGGUUGCAGCAGUAUGGCCGGGCAGGCUCUCAUUUGGACCAUGGAGUUUCUUUUCCUUCUUCAAAUAAAGGAGAACCAACUGAUAUACCUGCAAUUCCUUAUAUACAGCAAGGACCUGGAUUAUUCAUUGAUGUAUUUUCCAGAGGCUUCCCAAUCGUGUUUAGAUGGGCACCGAUGAAAAACAAGAAAGAAGCCGAGCUAAAAGAGUCUCAGCUUCUUGCAUUUUUUGAUUAUGCUUGGAACAAGGGAAGCAAUGGUUCUCGCCGUGCUGAUUACGUCCUCCAAAAGUUGGAUAAAGCUGGGUUAGGCAUCCGUGCUUUCACACUUAUCCCUCUGUCAUUCAAACAGUUGAAGUGGAAGGCACUUGGAUCAAAAAAGAUGGGAAUUGAGAUCAAGUCAGGCAAGCCAAUUGUAGAUACUGAUUCUAAUCCUGAAAGGAAUCCUGAUUUACAUGCUCGUGUUCUCAAAUUCAGCCAUUCACGGCCUAGAUUGGUGGCAGAAAGAACUGGUGGUCUUGAUGCACUAAAUGUCUGUGGUGUAACCUUGGGCAACGGGUCUAUCUGCAAAGAGCCUCCUGUUCCUGGAAGGAAGAGAUGCAGUGAGCAUAAGGGGAAGAGGAUUAAUGGAUUGCACAAAGGGUCAAAUACAGAUGAUCACGAAGCAACAACUGGUGGUCUUGAUCCACAAAACGUCUGUGGUGUAGCCUUUGGCAAUGGGUCUAUCUGCAAAGAGCCUCCUGUUCCCGGAAGAAAGAGAUGCAGUGAGCAUAAAGGGAGGAGGAUUAAUGGACUGCACGAAGGGUUGAAUACAGAUCAUCAUGGACCACCAAAAGGGAAUCCUUGUGUGUGUGGCGUGAUCCUAGAAGAUGGAUCUUUCUGCAAGCAAAAGCCAGUUCCUGGAAGGAAGAGAUGUGAAAAACACAAAGGUAGAAGGGUUGGUGCAUAAACCCUUCAAAUGCUCAGUAUUCUAAAUCAUGGAAGUAGGUCACAGUACAUAAAUGAAUAAACCAUAUUUCAAAAUUUUCUGCUUAUAGGGAAUAUUUAUCAUGAGAGGUGUGUAGCGAUUAUUGUUGUAACGUGUUUUUUACAUUUAAAAUCUGUUACAUUACAUUGGCUGUACUAGCACUAUUAGUGCUGUUCAUAUAAUGAAUCCUUCAUUUAUAUUGACUGUGA
Nymphaea colorata (pocket water lily) is the source of this 1579-nucleotide messenger RNA. Its product is annotated as protein EFFECTOR OF TRANSCRIPTION 2-like. NCBI's taxonomy places the organism in Eukaryota, Viridiplantae, Streptophyta, Magnoliopsida, Nymphaeales, Nymphaeaceae. The record is from RefSeq and is a predicted model, not a curated record. The transcript is spliced from 3 exons. Gene Ontology annotation, biological process: regulation of DNA-templated transcription. Bases 339 to 1352 code for a protein of 337 amino acids. Gene Ontology annotation, molecular function: DNA binding.